This is a messenger RNA of Cydia amplana, 529 nucleotides long. RefSeq names its product general odorant-binding protein 83a-like. The record is from RefSeq and is a predicted model, not a curated record. The coding region runs from base 62 to 475 and encodes 137 amino acids. The transcript is spliced from 6 exons. Gene Ontology annotation, molecular function: odorant binding. Lineage: Eukaryota; Metazoa; Arthropoda; Insecta; Lepidoptera; Tortricidae.
UGGGCGGUAUUCUGGCGACGGUAAUAAAACGAGUUGGCAGCAAAAUCGUCACGCUAAAACCAUGGAGUGGUUGAUGGUGCUAUGUCUAUUAGCUGUGGGCGUUCAAGCUGAGUUUCCGACAAAAGAAUUUCUCGAAGUCCUAAAACCUGUCGUAGCAAAAUGCGAAGCGAGCACCGGAGUUGAUAAAGCUCUUGUAGAUGACUUCAGCAAAGGUACCAUGGUCGACGAUGAGAAAUUAAAGUGUUACAUGAAAUGCAUUUUUCUGGAAUUUCAAGUGCUAGACGAAACAACAGGCCAUUUCCGAUACGAGAAGAUGCUAAGCGCUAUCCCCCAGGAGAUGAAAAGCAUUGCGUAUGAAAUGGGCCGCAAUUGCAUCCACUUCAAGGGGGAGGGGGCCGCCAAUCUCUGCCAGGUGUCCUAUGACCUGCAUAGAUGCUGGCAACAAGCGGACCCUGAGCAUUAUUUCCUCAUGUGAGCGGUGCCGUCUUCGCUUGGUUGUAGGUAAAGGAUAAUCCGCACUAAUUCUUUC